AUGCUCUGCAUGCCCACCAUCAGCAAUGUGGCAGUUACCAAGACCCUCAUUGGUGGCGGAGCCGGCCUCAACGUGCUCUCCGUGGAAGCUUUCAGCUUGCUCCACGUGCCGCUCGGCCGGCUCCGUCACACCAAGCCCUUAUCCAGAGUUGGUGAUGGUUCCAUCAGCCCCCUAGGGCAGAUCCGCCUCCCUGUAACCUUUCGUACCCAUGACAACUACCACACCGAGCUUAUUGACUUCAACAUCACCCGCAUCGGCCUCCUGUAUAAUGCCAUCCUCGGGUACCCAGCCCAGGCCAAGUUCGUGGCUGCAACCCAUCCUACUUACAACAUCAUGAAGAUGUCGGAGAGCAGCGGCGUCCUGGCCAUGGCCGGAGACACCAAGGAGGCCCUGAUGGCCCUCAGGCUCACCUUCAGGGCCGAAGUGGCAGCACGCCCCACUGAUGAAGCAGCAUCUGGGGCCCAGGGGGCGGCGCCGGCGAAGAAGAAGAAGUUGUUCUCACAAGAUCAGGCGAAGACGAAGAAGGUGUCGGUCGAUGAGGAUGGGGCCUUAGGAGCCACCUUCACCAUAGGCACCGACCUCACCCCGGACCAAGAGGAGGCACUAGUGAAAUUCCUGCACACUAACAAGGAGGCAUUCGCCUGGGAGCCCAAGCAGCUGGUGCACCCGGUGAAGCAGAAGGCACGACGAUAG
Aegilops tauschii subsp. strangulata is the source of this 693-nucleotide messenger RNA. The record is from RefSeq and is a predicted model, not a curated record. Lineage: Eukaryota; Viridiplantae; Streptophyta; Magnoliopsida; Poales; Poaceae.